Messenger RNA from Linum trigynum, 3249 nucleotides. Lineage: Eukaryota; Viridiplantae; Streptophyta; Magnoliopsida; Malpighiales; Linaceae. The record is from the annotation of a GenBank genome assembly.
AUGUCAACCGACAGCGACGACGAAGACGAGCUCCUUCAGAUGGCGCUGAAGGAGCAAUCCCACCGGGAUCUCAAUUACCAGCGCCCGUCGUCCUCCAAUCAACGGAAGCCGGUCUCGAAUUUCGUCCAGGCUCCCAAAACCGCCGGGUCCGCGAGGCCGGCGGCCCCGACUCAUCGCCACCAGAAGAGCAGAGGUUCCACCCUGGACGACGACGAUGACUCCGAAGUCGAAAUGCUAAGCAUAUCGAGCGGUGACGAGGAAGUGAGCAAGGAUCGGCCGCCGGCCAAAGGGAGAGCCGGCGGCGGUGGAGCGGGAAGGGGAGGGAAAGACGACGACGGGUGGGAUGGCGGGGAGCCUGAUUGCUGGAAGCGAGUGGACGAGGCCGAGCUUGCACGAAGGGUUCGUGACAUGCGAGAGUCGAGAACAGCACCAGUAGCUCAAAAGUUCGAUCCAAAGCCCAUAGCAGCAAUGACUAAGAAGGGGCUCAAUUCUCUAUUGUCAUUGCCUCGUGGAAUGGAGUGUAUAGACCCAUUGGGGUUGGGGAUUAUAGACAACAGAACAUUAAGGUUGAUCACCGAUUCGUCAGUUAGCUCACCAUCAAAAGCUGAUAGAGAUAUAGAUAGUGAUCUUCGAGAGAAAUUGUUAUAUUUGUCUGAUAAGUUUGAUGCCAAGCUGUUCCUGUCACGGAUACAUCAACGCACCAGUGCAGCAGACUUGGAGGCUGGUGCCCUUGCUUUGAAGACUGAUCUAAAAGGGCGGACCCAGCAGAGGAAACAACUGGUGAAAAACAAUUUUGAUUGUUUUGUCUCUUGCAAAACUACAAUUGAUGAUAUCGAAUCAAAACUAAGACGGAUAGAAGAAGACCCUGAAGGUUCUGGGACUAAACAUCUGUACGAUUGCAUGCAAGGAGUCAAUUCACUGGCAGUUCGUGCAUUUGAACCUUUAUUUGAAAGACAGGCCCAAGCAGAGAAGAUCAGGUCUGUCCAAGGAAUGCUCCAGAGAUUCAGAACACUAUUUAACCUGCCUAGCAUGAUUCGCAGCAGCCUUAGCAAGGGUGAAUAUGAUUUGGCAGUUAGAGAGUAUAAGAAGGCGAAAUCGGUUGCCCUCCCCUCUCAUGUGAAGAUAUUGAAACGUGUUCUUGAAGAAGUUGAAAAAGUGAUGCAUGAGUUCAAGGGAACACUUUACAAGUCCAUGGAGGAUCCACAGAUAGAGUUAACAAAUCUCGAGAACACAGUGAGGCUGCUGGUGGAGCUAGAACCUGAGUCUGAUCCCGUGUGGCAUUACCUAUGUGUACAGAAUAACAGAAUUCGAGGUUUGCUUGAGAAAUGCUCAUUGGAUCAUGAAGCAAGGAUGGAUACAUUGUACAAUGAGAUGAAACGAAGAGCUCUGUUGGAUGCGAAGUGGAAACAAAUUCAAAAUGAAACUUCAGAUGUAGAUCCAGUAGAUCUGCAGUCGCUGGUUUUGCUUGGUGAAGAAGUUGAUUCUCUGAGGGGAAAGUAUAUCCGCAGGUUAACGGCUGUAAUCAUCCAUCACAUACCAGCUUUCUGGAAAAUAGCACUUUCUGUUUUCAGUGGGAAAUUUGCGAAGUCUUCCCAAGUUUCUGCUGAGUCGAAUCUCAGUGCAUCAAAUAAGGCUGAUGAAAAAGCUUUAGAUGUUAGGUGCUCGACUCAUUCUCUUGAUGAGGUUGCUGGAAUGAUACGCAGUACUCUAUCUGCAUAUGAAGCGAAGGUUCAUGGCGCAUUUCGUGACCUUGAGGAAUCAAAUAUUCUCUGUUCUUACAUGAGCGAUGCCAUAAAAGAAAUAUCUAAAGCCUGCAAAGCUUUUGAAGUGAAAGAAUCUGCUCCGCCUACCGCUGCACUGGCCCUCAAAACUCUUCAGGCUGAGAUUACAAAGAUAUACAUACUACGGCUUUGCACCUGGAUGCGGGCAACUACUGCAGAGAUGUCAAAAGAUGAAACAUGGACUACUGUAUCUAUCCUUGAAAGGAAUAAAUCGCCUUACACAAUCUCUUUCCUUCCUCUUGCAUUUCGCUCAGCUGUAGCAUCAGCAAUGGAUCAGAUCAAUCUGUUAGUUCAAUCUUUAAAGGGCGAGGCCGGGAAGUCGGAGGAUAUAUUUGCACAAGUUCAGGAGAUUCAAUUAUCCAUUAGACUUGCCUUCUUCAACUGCUUUCUGGACUUUGCAGGUCAUCUGGAACAUAUUGGAACUGAGCUAUUACAGAAUAAAUCAAACUUACAGAAUGGAUAUUCUCAUGACGUGGAAGAGAAAUUAUCAUCCAAUUCCACAGGAGCUGUUAAUGCCCAUCAAAAGUUGCUGAUUGUGUUGAGUAAUAUUGGAUACUGCAAAGACGAACUGUCACACGAGCUUUUCAAGAAGUACAAGUGUGUAUGGUUGCAAUCUAGAGAAAGUGAUGAAGAUGACAUUGACAUACAGGAUCUCGUGACGUCUUUCUCUGGUCUUGAAGAGAAGGUCCUUGAACAUUAUACUUUUGCAAAGGCAAAUUUGAUAAGGACAUCAGCUAUGAACUAUUUGCUGAACACUGGGAUCCAAUGGGGAGCAGCUCCUGCUGUCAAAGGCGUUCGUGAUGCAGCUGUGGAAUUGUUGCACACUCUGGUCUCGGUGCAUGCUGAGGUGUUUGCUGGUGCAAAGCCCCUCUUGGACAGGACACUUGGCAUUCUCGUGGAGGGUCUGAUUGAUACUUUUCUUAGCCUUUUUCACGAAAAUGAAGAUGGUGAAUUUAGGUCGCUAGAUGCGAAUGGUUUUUGUCAGCUGAUGAUUGAGCUCGAAUAUUUUGAGACCGUAUUGAACCCAUAUUUCACACCUGCUGCAAGAGAGUCGCUGAAGUCCUUGCAAGGAGUGCUGUUGGAGAAAGCCACCGAGAAUGUCUCUGAAGUUGCCGAGAAUCCAGGCCACCAACGUCGGUCAACUCGUGGGAGCGAGGAUGCAGCUUCGGACGACAGGCAGCAGGGCGGAAUGACUGUAUCUCCAGAUGACCUGAUCGCUCUUGCUCAGCAAUGCAGCGCAGAGUUGCUGCAAGACGAGCUGGAGAGAACUCGCAUCAACACAGCAUGCUUCAUCGAGUCAGUUCCCUUGGACACGAUGCCAGAUAAAGACGCAUUUGACUUGAGAGGGUCAGAGGAUUCUCCGACCCAAUACUACCAAGAGUCGGCGCCCAAGCCGUUAGUUCCAGCUCCUCCUGGAUACUCAGUUCCAGCUCCUCCUGGAUACUCCUCCAGAGGCAAGCGCCGAUGA